GCGUAUAACGAUAAUAACCUCGCGACCUGGUUCGUUAGUUUAAGUAAAAAGAUAACUAAUUAUUAUGUUAAUGCAUUUCUACGUUAAGAACUACAUGUGUUAGUACCAUUUACCUUUAAAAAUAUGUGAUAAGUUAUAAUGUUAGCGAAGCGUUUUCUAUAUUCAUGCAUCAAAACCACGCAAUCACUAAGCAAAAAGCACUCACCUUGCCCAAUAAGCUGUACAGCAACAACGCAAUUAUCCGCCCCAAACUCGGCAGCGUGGUACCGGUUGUUGGUUCGCAAUGCUUCCACCCUGGACGGACGGGAUGACCUCUCGGUACCUGGGGCAUCACUGUACAACAUCAGGAAAACUAUUAAAGCGUCGCCUCUGGAGAGUUCAGAAGGCUUCACUUGUAUACAAACGGUUUGUCCGAUAUGUAACAGAGUACCAGGACAGGUCGAUAACCAUAGUACGAGAGAUGAAACAAUCUAUGUGAACAAGACGACGGGAAGUUUUACCUGUUCUGCAUGUCAAUAUCUGGGUCGGUGGGAAUAUGUUGAGAAGUUUUUCUUACCCUACAAUAAAAGUGCAAAAACUGUACAGGAGAUGCAGAAGCUUAGGGAUAUCUUUUUGGCUACUAAGAGAGCUGAGAAGAAAGCUGCGGUCGAAUUUCCGGAUGGUUUAGUGACAGUUAAUGAAAAUUUAGCUGCUGAAAUUUGUACAAAAUUUCGUCUAGAGGGAAUUCCGACAGGGAGUUUAGUACAAAUGUGCUCAAGGUGGGAUUCGACUCAUCAACAUGUGUAUGUCCCUCUGAUCGAUGUGGAAUGUAGGUUAGUUGGCUACAAAGUUCUUAGUAUUUCUGAAGAAUCCAACGGUAGCACGCUGGUUGAGAGGACUGUACCCGAUGCGAACUGUUCUGGAUUAAUCUACUUGAAAUGUUCGACCACGACUGUUGGUACAACAGUAAAAGCAAAUCUCAAAGAGCCUUCUAAUGCUAUAGUUGUAUUGAAUAUUUGUGAUUUACUGGCAUUGAGUGCUGCUAAAGUUAACGCAACUGCCAUUUGUCUUCCUCAUGACUUGAAAAGUUUGCCUCAGCAGUGUUUGCCAGGACUAGAACGAUACCAGAAAUUAAUACUAUGGUUCAACUACGACACCGCUGGUUGGGACACGGCUCGAAAUUACGCUAAAAAGUUAGAUGAGCGUCGAUGUCUGUUUGUCCGUCCAACGGAUGCUCAUCCUACACCGGCGAAAGCUCUUUCGUUAGGAAUGGACCUGAAAGGAAUUUACUCGAAAGCACAGCCAAUUCUUCAUCAGUCGAUAACCACCUUCCAAGCAUUGCGACAGGACGUAUUGAGCGAUUUACAGAAUAUCGAUAAAGUUCAGGGUGUUAAGUGGAAGCGAUAUCCCACACUUAAUAAACUGCUAAAAGGUCACCGGAAAGGUGAACUGACUGUUCUCACUGGUCCAACAGGGUGUGGAAAGACUACCUUCAUGUCGGAUUAUUCGCUGGACUUAGCUUUGCAAGGAGUCUCGACACUAUGGGGAUCAUUUGAAAUACGAAACACCCGGUUAGCUUCCACUUUGUUGCGUCAAUUGGCCGGUCGACCGUUGGAUGUGAAUUUAUCGGAUUUCGACUAUUGGGCGGAUCAAUUCGAGCAACUUCAAGUCUACUUUAUGACUUUUCAUGGGCAGCAACCGAUUAAAGUCGUAAUGGAUGCCAUCGAACAUACUCAGUACGUACACGACAUUCAACAUGUGAUCAUCGACAAUCUGCAGUUUAUGAUGGGCGUCUCGGAGGAGAGUAAGCAUUUAGAUCGUUACUGGAAACAGGAUGCAAUCAUUGCGGCAUUCCGAACAUUUGCCACGCGCAAGAAUUGCCACGUGACGCUGGUAAUUCAUCCUAGGAAGGAGCGCGACACGGAAGACCUGACGACAAGUUCAAUCUUCGGUGGAGCCAAAGCUUCACAAGAAGCAGAUAACGUACUGAUAAUUCAGGACAAACGACUAACUUCAGUGAGAGGAAAGAAGUAUCUGCAGGUCGCCAAAAAUCGUUACAGCGGAGACUUAGGUAUUAUGCCGUUGGAUUUCGACAAGGCCAGCCUGAGCUAUGCACAAAAACGUAAAAAGACUGAAACGAUAGAUACACCUCUUGUAGAUGAAACGAAUGAAUCAAUCCGUGGUGAUAAUUAGUUAUUUUACGUUUAAAUACUUCAACUUAAAAAGUAUGCCAUCAGACCAAAAGUGUUAUAGUGAUUAAAAGUAAUUUUCAAUUAAAGCUAUUUACACAUUUAAAAAUGAA
This is a messenger RNA of Topomyia yanbarensis, 2281 nucleotides long. RefSeq names its product mitochondrial DNA helicase (gene mtDNA-helicase). NCBI's taxonomy places the organism in Eukaryota, Metazoa, Arthropoda, Insecta, Diptera, Culicidae. Gene Ontology annotation, biological process: mitochondrial DNA replication. Bases 139 to 2172 code for a protein of 677 amino acids. Gene Ontology annotation, cellular component: mitochondrion. Gene Ontology annotation, molecular function: ATP binding; single-stranded DNA binding; 5'-3' DNA helicase activity. The transcript is spliced from 3 exons. The record is from RefSeq and is a predicted model, not a curated record.